GGUGCCACGCAUCUACUACUGAGACAGCUCCAGGUCCCAAUACACCUUAAAAAACCAUGGAGGUUACUCAAGUAUAAUAAACUCCCCGCCUGCAUUCCUCGUGCAGUAGCUUCCUCUAGGUUUCCGACACGCGACGCGACUUUUUACACUGCCCGGGAAACUACCACUACCAAACCGGCCCCCUCUACAGUGCACAGACGCACCACACCGCUGGAUCUGGAAACUUACGGCCGUGUGUCUGGUGGAUCUGGUGAUGGCUCCUUUACAGGACCGGGAUGGUCUCUCAAAUCGAGCCAAGGGCUACAUCUACGGCAAUGACAUUCUCAUGGGUCUUGCAUUUGUGGUCGUGGCGGCGCGAUUCUACUGUCGGAUGCGACUGGGAUCCAAGCGCGGACUUUGGUGGGAUGACCUGUUCAUCGCACUUGCGCUCAUUUUUGCAGUAGGAUUCGGUGCGACUGUGAAUGUGGCAAUGGCACAUUAUGGAUGGGAUCGACAUAUAUGGAGCAUUCCUGCAGACGUACUAACGACCUCCGCCAAAGCGUAUAUCGCCACAAAGAUAUUGUUCGUCGUGAGUAGCACCUUUGUGCGGACAGCUCUGUUGCUGUUCUAUCUGUGGCUUAUCAAAGACCUUGCCGAGAAGCCGAUCCGACGAGUCAUCUAUGGAGUGAUGGGUCUGAAUUUCGCUCUGUGUCUCGUCGGCGUCUUCGUAUCGGUAUUCCAGUGCUGGCCUGUCCGAGCCGCUUGGACAUUGGACAUGAGAGGUGAUGCCCACUGUUUGAACGAAGGCGUUUCCAUCACCACAGUUGGAGCCUUGCUUACAACAGUUGACUUCAUCGUCAAUGUCCUUCCAUUGCCAAUCGUUGCGCGCUUGAAUGUGGUCUUUAAGCAGAGGAUGGCAGCCACUGUGUUGCUUUCUUUAGGGACGAUCGCUACAGCUGCUGGUAUCGUCCGAGAAGUAUAUGUGUACCGAGCUUUCAUCGGUACCAAUGACAUCACAUGGGGAGCACUACCUUUGUGGAUCUGUGCUGAUGUCGAGAUUUACGUUGGUCUCGUAUGUAUUUCAGAAGUCUGA
Aureobasidium subglaciale EXF-2481 is the source of this 1072-nucleotide messenger RNA. RefSeq lists its product as uncharacterized. NCBI's taxonomy places the organism in Eukaryota, Fungi, Ascomycota, Dothideomycetes, Dothideales, Saccotheciaceae. The transcript has 4 exons. Bases 254 to 1072 code for a protein of 272 amino acids. The record is from RefSeq and is a predicted model, not a curated record.